CCGCAGAACUGUUAGUGGCAAAAGGUUUAUCAGAAGGCCACCGAAAAUGCAGGUCAACACGAAGAAGCACCUCGAGGCUUGUGAGCAGAAAGAAAAGAAUCUGAGUACAGCCACCGUGGAGGAAGCCCUCACAGCAACAGGUUUCGGCAAAUACAACUUCGGGCUGCUGUUAGUAUGCAGCUGGACUCUCCAAGCCAUGGGUAUGGACUUAUUCGGCACCAGCUUCGUAGUAGCCGCUGCAGUGUGUGACUUGGAGCUGAAUUUGCAAGAAAGAGCUUUUCUGACUGCAACACCGUUGAUAGGUGUUGUUCUUGGCGCUCAGCUGUGGGGCUACGUGUCAGACACGAAGGGCAGACGCCUCACUCUGGUCCUCUCCAUGUCUAUGGGCUUCGUGUUCGCAGCCCUCAGCAGCUUCUCACCUGACUGGAAGACAAUGGCUGCACUCAAACUUAUGUCUUCAACCUUUACCUCUGCAAGUAACUCCGGCGCGUACACGUUGCUGGGAGAGAGUUGUCCUCAACGGUCUCGAGGGAGGUCCAUGCUGCUCUGUACAUGUGCCUUGAUGUGCUCACAAGCUGUUGUAGCUAUGUUCGCGUUUCCCAUACUACCUCUCCAGUUCUCCUACUGGAUUGACUUCCUGGGUAUAUACUACAGACCCUGGCGUCUACUGGCUUUCGUCAUGUCGCUGCCUUGCGCUGCAACCGCUUGCCUUCUCCAGCUUUUCCAUGAAAGUCCGAAAUUCCUGGCUUCCAGAGGACAGCAAGACAAAGCAUUAGAAGUGUUGAAGAAGAUUUAUGCUAGUAAUACUGGACACAAACCUGAUAGCUUCCCUGUGACGAAAUUGUCUGAUGAACAAGAAACCUCUCAAGAGAAAACGGACUCAUUCUUCAAAGCUCUCUGGCAACAAACAACCGCUCUUUUCCGUCCACCAUUACUGCGCACUACACUGAAGCUAUUCUUUCUGGUUACCAUUAUUUAUAUGACAGGAAGUGGAUUCAUCCUCUGGCUGCCGUAUAUUAUGAACAACCUGUUCUCAGUAUUGGAAUCCGGAGGGGGUCAGGGUAUGACCCUGUGUGCUGUUAUCCGGUCUUCAACAGACAGCUUGACAGUUCCCGGCAACAGUACGCUUAUUCAAGAAGUAUGUAACGACACAAUACAACCAACAACUCUCAUCUCCGCAAUGUCGUACGGAGCUCUCGCGAGUUCUGUUAACCUGGUACUAUCCCUCACCUGCGGCUGCAGGAAACGUCUGGCAAUGAUGUGCAUUAUCAGUCUAUCAGCAGCGGCGGCUGUUCUGCUGAACUUGGUGCCAAGCCCUAUUGGAGGCGGUGUCUUCUUCUUCCUGUUCCUUCUGUGUGCACUAUCCAUGGGAAUACUUAGCGUAUAUUUUGUAGAACUCUAUCCUACAUCUCUGAGAGGAAUGGCGUCAUGUCUGUCAGUAAUGCUGGGUAGAUCAAGUGCAUUCUUGGGAGUCAAUGCUAUAGGGAGUCUCAUCACCAUGAACUGUGAAGCCACAUUCUACGGAUGGUCAAUAUUAUUGAUAAGUGCAAUAAUAGUAUCAUGGUUCUUGCCAAGUGACAAGAAACCUAAUCCAUAAUUGAAGAGAAAAGAAUCACAAUUUGGAACUAAAGUCUGAACAGAAGACGACGAGUCUUCUCAUCUCACUCGUGGAUUCCACAAAAGCUUAAAGCACUGAUAAGUUAAGAUGUAAAUAUAGUGGUAAUAAUUAAGUAAAAAGUACUGACUUGUCGAGUUUAUUAUGUAAUGUAUAUAUUAUAUAAUAAUACAAGUGAGCUAACUUGCUACACGAGAGUGUGGGUUGCAGUAAAUCACCCGAGUGUCGAGUGAGCAAGUUGCUCACGAAUUUCAUACGCACUUUUUCAACACACUUGCGAGGACGAAAACAAACAUAUAUUGCAACGCGCAAGUUUUUUUUACACGCGCCAAAUGUAAGGAGACAUAUACAGCCUACUGCGAAAUUAUAUUUUUUGUAAUAUUUUAUAACAAAUUAUUGUGAUCUAUGAAUAAUUCGUUCGUCUUACUAGGGACAGAUUUUGUUUAUUUCAAAAAUAUAAAUGGAUUUUCAGCGGCAUAAGACCUCUUUGUUGUUUCAAAAGAAAACUGUAUUAACCGGUUAAAUUAAGAAUGCUCUUUUUACACUCAUAUAAUUUGCAGUUACUUAAAUUUAUCUAUUAGGGCGUAGUGUGUAGUAUUAUUAUGCACGUGUGUGUUAUAGUUAGGUUUAUGGUCGUAAGAAUGUUGUAAUAAGGCUCACUUUAAGAGCAAGUGUGUUGAAAGAAAUAUUAGGUAUCUAAUAGUUAAGUAGAGGCAUAAUAUUAUGAAGAUAAUUUUUAAGCGAGAUUUACACUAUCAGAUGACUACUCGUUCACCAUUCUGCAGCACUUGAUCCGAAUGCACUCGGACGCGGUUCAAUCGUACGCGUUCAUUCAGAUAAUUUUUAUAAAAUCAAAAUGGCGUCAUAAAAUCUAUACAAUACAUUAUUAUUAGUUGGUGAAGCUAAACGAAUAUUAUGAACAGAAUUCACAUGAUUUUUGGAUGUUUGUUUUAAAAAUUCUGUCACUAAUACACAGUUAAAUAGCCAGUGAGUAAAAGGGACUGAAUUUUUUUUUUCAUUAAAAAAAAAUUGGGAUUCUGCCUGAGGUCCGUAUUCCACAAAAAGUAUCUGAAGAUAAAAUACACUGGAUUCAAGUAUUACGUAUUAAGACACCUUGUAAAAUACUGAUCAAAAUUUGCGAAAAAUACUACGGUUUCAAUGUUUUCUAUAGAGUAUUAUAGUAGGUCAUAGUAAUUGGGGCGUCAUAAAUAUUAUAUUGAUACCUUAGAUUAUUUAUACGUCUAGAUAGAGUCGCUUGCUGCUAAACGACCGAAAAACACAGGCCAGGAAUAUUAGUUUAAUGUGCGUGACAAGCUACGUCGUACACUCGCGAUUUGUAUGACACUUUGUGUGCGUGAAUUGCUCAAAACAGAGGCUAACAACUGUUGGCCUCUAUUUUUUCGAUACAUUCACAGUUUUGGGUCUAUCUAGAUGUAUAAAUUAUGUAAGCCUUUAGUAUGCUCUGUUUAUAAAAUUAAACUGAAUAGAUUAUUAAUAAAUGAAUGCAACACAGAUUGCACUGUUUCUUUUUUUUAUAGAUAAUCUGUUAAUUAUCUUUAAUAUAUGUAAAUCCUGGUUCUGAUGUUCGUUUCCAGUGAACUCCUAAACUAAUCAACGGAUUUUGAUGGGGAUUCCUUCAUGGAGUGCAGUUUAGUCCAACUUGAGAGAUAGGAUAGCUUUCAUUUCGAUUUGGGUCCCAUUAUUAUUUUUAUUUCCAAUAUUUGGACAUAUUUUGUAUGAGAGAAUUUAUUGACGCACGGUUUGACAGUUCUGCUGUGAAAUAAUUUCAUUAUAACAACAGGAAGCUUAUUUUACGAAAUAAUUCUUGAUGUUAUGAAAUAUUAUAGAUAAAUUCAUAAAAAAAAAUUGUAUUUUAUUUAUUAUGUACACAACAAUAUCUGCGGGUCAGCUAGCUUAUAAUAAACUAAUUAAAUAAAA
This is a messenger RNA of Leptidea sinapis, 3553 nucleotides long. Its product is annotated as synaptic vesicle glycoprotein 2C-like. Gene Ontology annotation, molecular function: transmembrane transporter activity. Lineage: Eukaryota; Metazoa; Arthropoda; Insecta; Lepidoptera; Pieridae. Gene Ontology annotation, biological process: transmembrane transport. Gene Ontology annotation, cellular component: membrane. Bases 47 to 1597 code for a protein of 516 amino acids. The record is from RefSeq and is a predicted model, not a curated record. The transcript has 11 exons.